Sorghum bicolor (sorghum) is the source of this 1247-nucleotide messenger RNA. Its product is annotated as heavy metal-associated isoprenylated plant protein 30. The record is from RefSeq and is a predicted model, not a curated record. The coding region runs from base 332 to 916 and encodes 194 amino acids. Lineage: Eukaryota; Viridiplantae; Streptophyta; Magnoliopsida; Poales; Poaceae. The transcript is spliced from 2 exons. Gene Ontology annotation, molecular function: metal ion binding.
CCCAGAAUUCAAGCACCAAUACGAGGGCGGAAGAAAAAAAAAAAAAGCAGAGAGUAGGGCGCGCGCGCGGCAGCGGCGGCGAGAGAAUAAAAGCAGCGGCAGUGGCAGAGGCGAGAGGCACUCGACUACUCGAGCGUCCAACGCCAACGCCAACGCCAACCCAACCCGAGCUCGCAAGCAAAGAAAGCGCUGUGCACGGCGCGGCGGGGCAACCAAAACCUCCCUGGGAAACCAAGGGUGAGCCUGCAGAGAGGGGCAACUCGCCGCCGUAAGCUUCCUCCCCCCAACCUUGAGCCACACGGGCGAGAGCACCGGUCGUAUAAGUUGAGCCAUGUCGGUGUCGUCGUCGCUGUCCAACUUCCUGCUCUGCUGCUUCUACCCGUCCGCCGGCCACCGCCACGGGCACCGCGGCGGCGCGUACUACUACAGCAGCCACCCGACGAGCGCCAACACCCUCUACUACCACGAGGGCCCCUUCGCCGGGCGCAGGAUGGGCCGGAGCAGCAGGCCGCUGUCGCUGCAGACGGUGGAGCUGAAGGUGCGGAUGUGCUGCUCGGGCUGCGAGCGGGUGGUGAAGCACGCGGUGAGUCGGCUGCGCGGUGUGGACUCGGUGGAGGUGGACGUGGAGAUGGAGAAGGUGACGGUGACGGGGUACGUAGACCGGCACCGGGUGCUCAAGGAGGUCCGGCGCGCCGGCAAGAAGGCGGAGUUCUGGCCCAACCCGGACCUGCCGCUGCACUUCACCUCCGCCAAGGACUACUUCCACGACGAGGAGUCGUACCGCCGCACCUACAACUACUACCGCCACGGCUACAACGGCGACAAGCACGGCCAGCUCCACGAGCCGCACCGCGGCGCCGACCCCGUCAGCAACAUGUUCAACGACGACGACGUCAACGCCUGCUCCAUCAUGUAGCUACUAAUAGCUAGUAGCCGCCGUUCUUCCUUGGAUCGGCCGGGCUGCUGCUCGCCACCCUGCUGAUGGGAGACCUGCAGCCCCGUUGUGGCGUUGUGUGAUCAUUGUGUGUGUAUGUGUUCUCACUUCUCAGAGAAUUAGCAGGGUAGUCAAGUGUGACAGAGAGGCGGUGUGUGCCUCUGUGCUCAUCAGCUCAUGCGUGUGUAACAAAUAUAAUGGAUGCUGCGAGUCGUUGCAACAUGCAUGGAAUGAGUAGCGGUGCCCUUUACGGGUUACAAUGUUACAUGAUGCAUGGAUGCAAUGCAAUUGGCAAUGUGCAAUGGCCACACUC